Messenger RNA from Magnolia sinica, 2263 nucleotides. Its product is annotated as phenylalanine--tRNA ligase beta subunit, cytoplasmic. Lineage: Eukaryota; Viridiplantae; Streptophyta; Magnoliopsida; Magnoliales; Magnoliaceae. The transcript is spliced from 20 exons. Gene Ontology annotation, cellular component: phenylalanine-tRNA ligase complex; cytoplasm. Gene Ontology annotation, molecular function: ATP binding; phenylalanine-tRNA ligase activity; magnesium ion binding. Bases 120 to 1910 code for a protein of 596 amino acids. Gene Ontology annotation, biological process: phenylalanyl-tRNA aminoacylation. The record is from RefSeq and is a predicted model, not a curated record.
ACGCUAGAAUCUGCGGUCGCGUAAGCAUUUCGGGCAUAAACCCUCUACCCCGCUCCCCAUCGUUGAAAGCUGCGGCGAGAGCUCACGCAAGCGCAUUUUAGCACCCGCAGCUCGCCAUCAUGCCCACCGUAAGCGUAGGACGGGAUCGCCUUUUCGCCGCCCUUGGAAAAUCCUACACUCAGGAAGAGUUUGAAGAGCUCUGCUUCGACUUCGGAAUCGAGCUCGAUGAUGUUACGACGGAGAAAGCAAUUAUUAGGAAAGAGAAGCACUUGGAAAACGAGGAAGAGGAAGGGGAUGAGGAGGUGAUUUACAAGAUUGAGGUUUCCGCGAACAGAUAUGAUUUGCUUUGUCUUGAAGGGCUCGUGCAAGCCCUUCGCAUUUUUAUUGGAUCUGACAAGAUUCCCGAGUAUAGAGUGGUUGACAUUCCGAUCAAAUCCAUGCUUAAAAUGCAUGUAAAGCCAGAGACGUCCUCCAUUCGCCCCUUCAUCGUUUGUGCUGUUUUAAGAGGAAUAACAUUUGAUGAAGCACGAUAUAAUAGUUUCAUUGAUCUUCAAGAUAGGCUCCAUCAGAACAUUUGUCGGAGGAGAACUCUAGUUGCUAUUGGGACUCAUGAUUUGGACACAAUACAAGGUCCUUUUACGUAUGAGGCUUUGUCACCUUCAGAGAUAAAUUUUGUGCCACUGAAGCAGGCGAAAAGUUUCAGAGCUGACGAGCUAAUGGAAUUUUACAAAUCAGAUAUGAAACUGAAGAAAUUCUUGCAUAUAAUCGAGAAUUCCCCUGUAUACCCGGUCAUAUAUGACAGCAACAGAACUGUUUUGUCUUUACCCCCGAUUAUUAAUGGUGCACAUUCAGCAAUCACUCUAAAGACAAAGAACGUGUUCAUUGAAUGCACAGCCACUGAUUUGACUAAGGCUAAAAUUGUUUUGAACACCAUGGUAACAAUGUUUUCAGUAUACUGCAGAAGAAAAUUCGAGGUUGAACCAGUUGAAGUGGUGUAUGCCAAUGACAAGAGUUAUAUCUAUCCUGAUUUGUCAGUCUUCCAUAUGGAUGUUCCUUUGUCCUACAUUACUCAUUCAAUUGGUGUGGCAUUGGAGGCAAAUGAGGUCACUAGUUCAUUGAAUAAAAUGCAAUUGCAUGCCGAGAAGUCCAUAUCAAGAGAUGGACAUUGCAAUAUCAUUGUAUCUGUACCUCCAACAAGAAGUGAUGUUCUUCAUGCUUGUGACGUGAUGGAGGAUGUGGCCAUUGCUUAUGGAUUCAAUAGAGUUCCAAAAACAAAGCCAGCAUCCUUGACACUGGGCAGGCAGCAACCGUUGAACCAAAUCAGUGAUCUCAUUAGAAUGGAGGUUGCCAUGACUGGGUUUACUGAGGUGCUCACAUGGAUUUUGUGCUCGUACAAAGAAAAUUUCUCAAUGUUAAACCGGACUGAUGACAAGAAAACGGCAGUCAUUAUUGGGAAUCCUCGAUCAUCUGAUUUCGAGGUAGUUCGAUCUAGUAUCAUGCCAGGCAUUUUGAAAACAGUGGGACACAAUAAGGACCAUCCAAAACCUUUGAAGAUAUUUGAAGUGGGUGAUGUAGUGGUGUUGGAUGAAAAUAAAGAUGUUGGUGCAACAAAUCGUCGCCAACUUGCAGCAUUGUACUGCAAUUCUAAGUCUGGAUUUGAGGUAAUUCAUGGGUUGGUGGACAGAAUCAUGGAAGUUGUGGGAAUACCUUUUGUUCCAGUUGGAGACAGUACGGGUUAUUAUAUAAGGCCAUCACACGAACCUGAGUUUUUUCCGGGUAGACAAGCUAGCAUCAUUUUCAAAGGAAAGCAGAUUGGCACCUUCGGCAUUGUUCACCCAGAGGUCUUGACUAAAUUUGAUAUUCCUGAUCCAUGCUCCUUUGUCGAACUUAGCAUUGAAGCCUUCUUGUAGAGUUCCUUCUGGCCACUCAGAUCACAGUUCGUUGGCAGGGAGCAGGCUGCCUCGGGAGUUUGGGGUGAUGAGAUUCUUAUAGACAAUAACUCGUUUUUGCCAGUUGCAGCUUACAGGGAUAAAAGAUCAUUUGUUAUUUAAAAGCAAGAAAACACUUGCGUAUGAUUCAGAGGUUUAAGAAAAAAAACAGAGAAGGAAAAAAAAACAAAAAACAAAGGGAUUCCAAUUUGGUGUAUUUAUUUAGAUUUCUCACUGUCAAUGAUGCUUUUGGAUGGGAAUAGGAAGUGAUUGACCUGUGAGGAUGUUGACACCCCUUUUAAUUAUCUAAAACUGUUGAGAUAGCUGAUGGACGU